This is a messenger RNA of Aspergillus candidus, 660 nucleotides long. RefSeq names its product ribosome-recycling factor. Gene Ontology annotation, biological process: translation. The transcript has 2 exons. The record is from RefSeq and is a predicted model, not a curated record. The coding region runs from base 1 to 660 and encodes 219 amino acids. Gene Ontology annotation, molecular function: ribosomal large subunit binding. Lineage: Eukaryota; Fungi; Ascomycota; Eurotiomycetes; Eurotiales; Aspergillaceae. Gene Ontology annotation, cellular component: mitochondrion.
AUGCUGUAUAAGAAGAAGGACAAAGCGAAAAAGCAGCCUGACGCGGGCCCGGCAUCACCUUCAGGUCCCCCACCAUCUUCUGAAGACCCUUAUGAUCUCUCAAAGUUGCAGGAUGGCAUCUCGACUGCUCUUUCGCAGUUGAAAGACGACCUGGCCAAGAAUCGAGUAGGCGGACGGUUUAACACUGAAUCGAUUGAAUCCCUUCGUGUCAAACCUCACAAAGGCUCCAAGGAUUCCGUGAAGCUUGGAGAAUUGGCACAGGUUGUUCCGAAAGGCGGACGCAUGGUGACUGUGCUCGCUUCAGAAGAAGAUCAUGUUAAAGCGAUCGCUUCGACAAUUGUCUCCUCCAACCUGUCCCUGACUCCGCAGCCGGAUGCGCACAAUGCUCUUCAACUAAACAUUCCGAUCCCACCACCUACAAAGGAAUCGCGCGAUCAUGCAAUUGGUCUGGCGAAAGCGGCAAUGGAAAAGGCAAAUAGCUCGAUUCGCGACUCUAGAGGUGCUCUCCAUAAACGCCUCCAGGAUAUGCAGAAGAAGAAGCUUGCGAGGCCCGACGAUGUUCGGAAAGCACACGAGCAUAUGGAGAAGUUAAUAGAGAAGAGCCACAAAGACGUCAAAGAUCUAUUUGAAACUGCGAGGAAGGCGCUCGAGCGGGUAUAA